Molecule: messenger RNA, 7469 nt
Organism: Paramuricea clavata
Lineage: Eukaryota; Metazoa; Cnidaria; Anthozoa; Malacalcyonacea; Plexauridae
Source: the annotation of a GenBank genome assembly
AUGUUCAUUCCUGUAACGAAUUUCUACCUAAGAUGCAAAGGUUACGUCGCAAAAGAUGAGAAAGAAAAAAAGGCAGAGGGUUUUUUAAUUGAAGUGGUACCCAAAGAUACCGUUCGCUGCACAGAAGAUGAGGUGGAGGAUGCUGCAGGGCAAGAGAUACGGUGAGUUUUUCGUUUGUGAAAUAUUAAAACAUUUACAGUAAAAAGGAAAGUUAUUUUAACUGGCGUCCUAUUUUGAAUAAAAGGACGUGAAAAUUGAAAAAUGACGUCCUCUUGACUCUACAACGUCAGAUAUUCAUAUUACUGCUUUUUAUGAAAAAAAAUAUAUGAGAGUAUGCAGCACAACAACAAUUUUGAUUUUAUUCUAUGCCUGUAUUUAUUUGAUAUUUUUAGGAAAUAUUUUUUGGGUUUAUCACGCUCGCAUCAUUUUAUUUUAGUAAAGUCAUUAGUCGAUAUGGCGGAAAAAAAACACUGCGAACACUGUCCUUUAGUGCAAAUGUUCUUAUUUAUUGUCUUGUUUCAAAGUAGAAUGAGCAAGUAUGAAUACAAGACUUCGAGUUGACAAAGUAUUAAUAACACGCUCCUUGACGAUUUAUCUGAUUUAUAUAUAAGCAUUAUGAGGCGAGUGUGUAUAUAAGAUUUUACUACACCCGGGCGUUCUUUGUCAGUGCCCGCGAUCACAAUUAGGAUUAUCACCGGUUGAUUUCGCAACUCAAUAUUCAAACAGAUAAAACAGGUUAAAUUAAUAAUUAUUAAAACCUUUUUAAAGUACUUUAGAUUUUAUACCGAUCCCAAACACUAACCAGUCUAACUUUUAAGAGUUAAAUAAGGCAGAAAAAAAAGAAAUUAAAAAAAUUGAGAAAAAAAGUUUGACCUAGUACGUUUUAAGGGAAUUCUCAAAUUUAAAAAUGUUGCUAAAAUUUACACCAUUUGUUAGCUAGGUUAUGUAGACCAAAUGUUGACAUUUAUAACAGGAACUUCAUGUGUAUGGUGUCAUCUUAUAUUGUAUUUACCUAAUUUCUUUAUAAUCAUUUUCAGAAACAUGAAUUUGGUGUUCACAUAUUCUGUGGCUAAUUACUUUAAAAUAGUUUUUAUCUUUAUCAUUAGGAAGCUUAGAUGCAGGUGAAGCAUUGAUUAAACUCAUUGAUGUCCAGAAACGGUACAUGGGAAAAAAACUUUGCAUCAGCUUUGUUUGUGUUGGGAGGUGUUGGUUUAGCUGUUCAUUUUGAACUGUUAACAAGUUUAUAUGAUGGCAUACCAAUAAUUAUGGCAUAUGGUGAACCAGUAACUGGAAAAUCCACAGCUGUACGAUGUGCAAUGGCUGUUAUCGGUCAAGAUGAAAAAAUAGGCGGUAAAUAAAUGGUUAUACAUUUAUUUUUCUUUUAUGAAAUUACGUAAAUACCAUGAUCUGAUCAGUUUACAGACUAUUUCACAAAUUAUUGGGGGCUGCAGCUGGUGUCUAUGUACAUUAACGAUGAGCAAUUUGCAUCAUUACCUAAUUAAUUUUUACACUUGUUAAUACAUCGUAAAACACAGUUAAAACUUAAUGUCUGAAUGAAGAAUAUUUCUCAUUAUGACAUUUUCCAGCUGUGGCAAAAUUUACUAAACAAAUUGAAAUAAAUAUUGUGUAUUUUGUUAAAAUGCACUCUUACAGGGGCAAUGGAAUUGAUCAGCCAACAGACUAUACCAUUUUGGUGGGAUGAUGCUGCUGAUUUUUCCAUACUAGAAAAGUUGUCAGUGGCGACCUUUAACAGGGUAAUUAGUUUUAAGAAUUCUAUGUUCAAUAUCUAUACAUACUGCAGUUUGAGAAUGGAUUUUUGAAAUCGUGAGUAUCCAAGAUAAUCUUAUAAGCAGAAUGUUUUGUACUUUAUUAUGGCUAAAGUUGUCAGCUGCCUCAAGUUUCCAUCUGUACAUGUUGCCAAGGAUUCCCCAAUGGAUGGCUAAUAUUGGUGUUGCAUAUUUAGCAUGCAGUACAGGGAGAGGGAUAAUUAUUGUGUUCACCAUUUGUGUAAUGUAGAUUUGCUAAAGUGCAGUCCUUGAGGUUUUUGUUUGACUGUUGCUCGACUUGUCGCCUAACGCACUUGCCAUAUUUUCCCUCACAGGGGGAUAGAGUCCCCCGAGGGUGCAACUGUGCCCCCCCAUGCCAACCUCUAAGGAUAACAUAUGAUCAUAACAUUUUAUUUAAUCAAGGCAAACUCAUCAGGAUUACAUUUAAUAAAAUAUGUAUUUAUAUGUGUAUAUAAGUAAAUAUUACGAUUACAUAAAUGUACAAUCCAUAAUCAUUUUUAAUUACCUGGAGCUUGCCAUGCAUGAAUUGUAUUUGUAUAAACUAUCGGAACACAAUUAUAUAUCUGUUGUGAAUGACACCGCCAAUAUCGGUUCACUACCAUUAGUCUAGUAAGAAGAAGCAAUCAAAGAAAGAAAAAGAACAACCAAAACAAAUAAAUGCAAGAACAGUUCCUGUUGUUACUAUGAAUCCAUCAGCAAUUGCAAAUAGUGCAAAAAAGGAUCCAGAGAAGCUACAUAGGUAUUUAUAGACAUAAGUAGUUGCAUAGUCUUGCCAAGUACUUUGUUUUUUGUCUAUUUUUCUUUAACCAACGUUACUUCUCGGUGUUUCGACAUAAUAAAUUAUGAUGAAACACUCCUUUGAGUGUAUGAUUGUUAUUUCUCGAACGAACAAGGAGAAAUUUUAAUUUACCUGAGUUGUCGGUAUUACUACCGAAGUCCGAACUAAAGCGUCGCACUAGCGAACGCAAACGAUCGAUCAGCGGCCUCUUUCGAUUGAUUAUUAACUUUAGAGAAAAUAUAUGUUCAGCAUUCAGGUAAAUUUAUCUAUCUUGAUAUAGAGCGUUUUCAAGGAUUGCCGUAAUUCCGUUCGAGAAAUUAGUGUCUAAGAAGGGUUCUCUGAAGAAAAGUCUUGCUAUGCAGACUGAAUUAAAAGCAGCGUUGGAAAACGUAAUGAAGAGUUUAGGAGUCAUAAUUGAAUUACGUAGUGCUUUCCAGCAAGCCGCCGGAGAUGAAACCUAUACGGAAUGUCUGGAGGUGAUAGAAGAAUCACGCGAAAUUGAUUCCAGGAGCAAAAGCAAUUUUUCAUUGCUUCUUUUCAGCACGACAAAGGUAAGGAAACAGCAGGACUUACGCAGCGUGUCUAAAUAAAAACAACAGAAGUUGCAUCUGAGCCAUUGACCAACCGUUUUUCAAUGCUAGGAUUAUUGGGGACGUUACAGCCCCCCAUUCCGAGUAUAGCGACGUCCUUAGUAUUUUAACUAAUGGGAUGCAUGAACACAUUUGAAUGGAUGCUUUGAAUAAUUUGGACAAUAAAUAUAUUCGUUGCUCACAUGUGCUCACUUGAGCCAUGUACAUGUUUUAUUGCAGUGGUGCAGUGGCUAAGUGUACUAAGGCAAUCAAUUCAAUGCCACGCUGUAUUGCGCUUUCGGUUAAUUUUUUUUUUCAAUUUGCUAAUGCGUAUGAUGUGCAUGGGCAAAAUAGGCUUACGAUGGCCAACACACCUUUUCGAUGUAAUUACGUCACAAAUACGUUCUUUGGCUGGAAGCCUCACUGUCAUGCCUAAUGUCAAGACGAAGUGUAAUUGGCUUAUAUUUCCCUGGAACGAGGCUCCCUGACCAAUGAGACAUUCCUGACAUACUGUAUUGAAAAGCAAAAUUUGUUUGUUGAAAUGUCACAAAUUAUUAUAAGAAUCAACUAUCGGUGGUGGCUGGUAAUUAAAUUCCGAGUGGAUUAGACAAUUGCCGGAUUGUAAUUGACAAAUUGUUGCUUGAUGUGUAGCUCGAUCAUUGAAACAAACCUUGCUAAAUAACAAUUGAUUUUUCUGUCUUUUUGCGAUAAAUGUAGAUAACCUACACGAGGAUGACGUUAAAGCGAUAACACUACAAAUCGUCAAAAAGGCGUCAGAAAACCCAGAGAAAGUAUCUGGUACUUUUGUUUUAAAUAGAAUUACCUAUAUAAACAAGUUAAACUAUGGAAUUUUCAUAUAUCUGUUUACUAUAUAACCGUGAUUAUAUUAUGUUACUCAAACUCGUAUGUCCUUAUAACAAAUCUGCAGGCGAAGAUGUUUUUCAAUCCAGAAUUUGAACAAAGAAUAUAUGUGGAUGCGGUUUGACUUUUGGGUUUCAUGUUCCAUCAGCUAUCCAAUUCAUUGGACUUGGAAAAAUAAAUGGCACCAAAGUGCAAAAUUUCAUAAAACUACAUCGAGUUUGCUGUACAUCUAUACGUCUGCGUGGCCAUGCAAGGCAGUACGUCGGUGUUCAUGUGAAGAGAUCCUUUUUGGAUGAGCAGUUGAAGCAACAACUCGACAGUGGUAAUAAUGUCAUGUGUUUUCUUCUCAAUUUUUGCGUCGUCGUAUAUCAUAUUCGUUCAAACGUAUCUCUUGAUUACACGUAGUACGUAGGGGUUACCCUAUGUAUGAGGGAUGAGGUCAUAUCCGAGUUUUAUCACUUGGGAGACAAAAUUACGAAAUGCCAACAAGUGAGAGAGCGAUGCGAACGAGGGACAUUUAUGUUAUCGUCCUGAAAGCGAUAAAACUGAUAUCACCUCAUCCUGAGUUUGAUAACCUAUUUAUUACAUACAUACAUGCUUUUCCAGCCUAGAAAAUAUACUGUGUACAACGUGGUUCGCGUCGAGAUAUCAUCAAAUGAAAGCUGACAAUGCAAAAUCAAUUCAAAGUUUAUAAUAUGAUAAUUUAGGCCCGGGUCAAACGUCGAACUUUUCAUGCGCCGAACCUAUGAUGGAGCGGCGUCGAGUCAAACGUCAAACUUAAUACGUCGUACCUAAUUCAUACUAUUAUUUUACAAGAAGUAUCACUUUAUAAAUCGCUGGUGCGAACCGGCGGGAAAAAACAAAUAAACAAUUCGAAAUGUUGCCUUAUCAUGGUAUGAAAGAACUGUUGAAAAAAAAAUAUUAAAGAGCGACUGCGUAAAAGACGUCGGAAACUCUUAGAUGCGGGAAUGGUAUUAGCCCUUCGGCGCAAAAGAUUGAUACUUCAAGCAUGCUUAAUGGCGGCUACGGCUUUACAAUACCUGAAUUCGACAUUUCGAUACCGUAGAUGCAGAAGGCUGCUAAGAAACACUGCUUAGUGGCUGUUAGUAUGAACUGAACUUUUCGAGUAUCCAGAAAAACGUUUGAUUACAUUCUUUCCCGUAUACGACACAAACUAGAACGUAAAACAACUUGUCCGGGAAAUGAACAUAGAUUGCAUACAGGCAUACAGCAAUUUAUACAAAUACAUUUUGUUCCUCUGUAGCAUGAGCCGGCAUUCUUGGUCUUUCAUUUUCGCCGCCAUAUUUAUUUGCGCAUGCCCAGCCUGAAUUUCAGGGCAAAAAUAAAUUAAAAUAAUUUAUGCAUUAGGUUCGGCGCAUGAGAAGAGCGACGUUUGUCCUGCAGUCACUCCAGCGUCGCAUAAUGCGACAUGACAAGUCGCUCCUAAUCAGAUCUACCGCACUUAAUUGAUUUUGCCGAACUUAACCAAGUCAAACGGUCACACUUGUAGAACUUAAUACAACUAUUAGGUUCGGCGCAUGAAAUGGAACGACGUUUGACCCGGGCCUUAUGGUAAUUAUAAAGUUUAAAAUAAUUGUAGGAUUAACAAAUCAAUAUUCUUAUAUUCAGUUAAGAACGUGUUCGACUUCAAGGUAGAGGAUACUGCAGUGGAAAAUAUAUCGAACGGUAGGUGGCAUUGGCUAGUUAUUAAUAAUAUAUGCGAAUUAAUAUGCAUGAGGUGUUGCGGCAAGUAUUAUACCUAAGAAUUGUUAAUUAGCGAGUUGUCAAUCAUGGGCGUACGGGAAGGAAAAAAUUAGGGGGGCGGUUUGUUUGCCCAACCUGAAACUGGGGGGCUGCCGCUCCCUACGCCCACCCCCCCCCAUGUUGUCAAUGAUGGCGAAGCCUGAGUCCUGUGUUCUGAUUGGCUACUCAACCGUUGUCUAUUUGUGAUCUAUCACGAAUUGUCACGAAUGAAUUACGUUGUCUAGUCAGGGGAAAUGACAACAAACCUGGCACUCAUUGUUGACUAUUCGCUCAUAGACAUCUUGGACUAAUUGUUAAAUAGGCAACUCGUUGUCGAGGCAACUAGCAUGCAGGAUUUGGCUAAUUGCACAGUGUUAUUCCACGCUAAAGAAAUAGUAGUUUUUUAUGGCAUAAACAAAAUUUUGUGGAUUUUGGCAACUUACGUUCUGCCAUUUUCCACAACCGUUGUACGCCAAAAUACAAUAUCAGAUUGCAGUAUUUGUAAUAGACCAUAGGCAUAACUGGGUGUACUAUAAAUGCUGUAAUACAAGGUCGCUUCUUAUGAUAUAUGGCUCUAAUAUUGAAAAUUAUAAAAUAACCUAAGCCAAUUAGAGACCUUGUUCCGAGCGGUGCGGGCCAUCUCGAACUGAACUGCUUGUUUGAUGGGGGUCAUUCAGUAAAAUUUACUUUCUAGAAGUGGCCAUGGAAACAUCGGCGCCUACUCUGACCCAACUGCCAGAAGGGCAAAAUAACGUGCCAGUGAUGCCUAUCCAACUGCCACAAGGGCAAAAUAACAUGCCAGUGAUGCCUACCCAACUGCCAGAAGGGCAAAAUAACGUGCCAGUGAUGCCUAUCCAACUGCCACAAGGGCAAAAUAACAUGCCAGUGAUGCCUACCCAACUGCCAGAAGGGCAAAAUAACAUGCCAGUGAUGCCUACCCAACUGCCAGAAGGGCAAAAUAACGUGCCAGUGAUGCCUAUCCAACUGCCAGAAGGGCGAAAUAACAUGCCAGUGAUGCCUACCCAACUCCCAGAAGGGCAAAAUAACAUGCCAGUGAUGCCUACCCAACUCCCAGAAGGGCAAAAGAACAUGCCAGUGAUGCCUACCCAACUCCCAGAAUGGCAAAAUAACAUGCUAGUGAUGCCUACCCAACUGCCAGAAGGGCAAAAUAACAUGCCAGUGAUGCCUACCCAACUGCCAGAAGGGCAAAAUAACGUGCCAGUGAUGCCUAUCCAACUGCCAGAAGGGCGAAAUAACAUGCCAGUGAUGCCUACCCAACUCCCAGAAGGGCAAAAUAACAUGCCAGUGAUGCCUACCCAACUCCCAGAAGGGCAAAAGAACAUGCCAGUGAUGCCUACCCAACUCCCAGAAUGGCAAAAUAACAUGCUAGUGAUGCCUACCCAACUGCCAGAAGGGCAAAAUAACAUGCCAGUGAUGCCUACCCAACUGCCAGAAGGGCAAAAUAACGUGCCAGUGAUGCCUAUCCAACUGCCAGAAGGGCGAAAUAACAUGCCAGUGAUGCCUACCCAACUGUCACAAGGGCAAAAUAACAUGCCAGUGAUGCCUACCCAACUCCCAGAAGGGCAAAAUAACAAUUCCAAACCUAAACCAAAACCAAAAAAGAGGAGACGGCAGGCAGAUUUCCUGCAGGACUCCCUUUCAAAAAACGAAACUGUUGAGUGUGACAGAAGGUCGAAGAAGAAGUUAAAUCACAUUGAAAAACUUUUUUGA